AUUUUAUAUUCAAGGUGCAGCUUCACUCAACAGGUGUCUGAGUCAGGGCGACGGCUCUUAGCGGAUUUUUCCUACCGUUUUCUUUUAAAAAUACAUUUUUUUUGUUAAUUUAACGUCGGAGGAUUACGAAAACCAAGCUCAUUUGGAGAAGCAUUAAGCCUAUAACUAUUUGCUGAACUACUACUUUCAGAUAUAGUUUAUCUUUUAAGUUCAUUGUGAGAAGAUGGCAAAUAAAGGACUUCAGCUCCUGGGAUUUACUCUAUCGCUUCUGGGGUUGAUUGGGCUCAUUGUUGGCACAAUCUUACCCCAAUGGAAGAUGUCUGCCUACGUUGGAGAUAAUAUCAUCACAGCGAUAGCGAUGUAUCAAGGCCUUUGGAUGUCGUGCGCUUUCCAGAGCACCGGACAAAUGCAGUGCAAGGUGUACGACUCCAUCCUACAACUCGAUAGUUCUCUCCAGGCAACUCGUGCCCUGAUGAUCGUCGGGAUCCUUCUCACAGUAGCAGGACUGGGUGUGGCCAGCAUGGGCAUGAAGUGCACUAACUGUGGUGGUGAUGACAAGGUCAAAAAGUCCCGCAUUGCCAUGACAGGCGGCAUAGUCCUCGUUGUUGGAGCCCUCUGUAGCAUUGUUGCCUGUGGCUGGUUUACGAAUCAAAUCGUCCGGGACUUCUACAACCCUUUCACACCAGUCAACACGAAGUAUGAGUUUGGUGCAGCCAUUUUCAUCGCCUGGGCAGGUGCAUUCCUGGACAUAAUGGGUGGAGGCAUGUUGGCUGCCUCCUGCCCAAAGGGAAAAUCAUCUCCCAAGUACCCCAAGUCCUCCAGACCCCCCAGCAGCAGCAAGGAGUACGUUUGAGCCAUGGCGGCAGUUCACAAGCUGGAGAAGAUCAUAAUGAAUCACAGAGCAUUUGUAGAAGUUUCCGUAGUCAGCUGAUCUCAGAUCUGUUUAGAUUUUAAUUUCUUGUUUUGUGUUUGACUUAGAGUGGAACAAACUGUUAAGAUCAGUGUCCUUGGGAAAAUUUUACUCAUGCUCUGAUACAGCAGCCCACCUCAGAAAAAGGGGUCACUUCUGUUUUCUUUCUAUUGAUAAGCACCAAGUUUAUUUUUUCCUAUUUUAAGCCUGGUUACUGAUGUGAGUUUGGAAAGAGGGGGUUCUUCCCCAGUGUGUUCCUCGUUUCAUAAGACUGCCAUGUUUAGUGGACAUGAAAGAGAGAGGCAUGCUCAGGGUAAAAUCGUCACUCAUUAAGGCAUCAUCUUUAUUGCAUCUCUAUUGUAAAGCCAUGUCCUGACCUCAUCUGCCUUGCUUGCUUUGUGAAUUGUGCCAGACACUGAGGUGCAUGAAAAGAUCAUCUUAAACUUUAUCUUGUUUUUUUUUUUUUUUUAAGAGCAAAGGCCAGCAUGCAAAUUUUUGGUUCACUUUACUGUAUAAUUUCAGGCCAGUGACUGACAUACCAGACCUUCUCUUUUCAAACAAUACUUCACCUUAUACAAAUCAUCUGAGGGAAGUUUGCUAUUGAAAGACAGUUUUUGAAAGGAAGUAGUAAAGUAUCGAGCUACUCAAAAGAGAACUAUAAUGGAAUCAAGUGGUAUGUUGAUGGAAUUAGACUGAAAUUGCUGGCAUGCUUCUAGAGCUAGACAGAAACUAGGUGGAUAAACGAAAGCUUGACUUGGUUUGGGUGAGGCUAAAGAUAAAGAAACUAAAGUACUAAACUUCUCAGUCAAGUCAAUUUUUUUUUAAUUUUAUUUUUUUAAUUUUAAAAUCAAAGAAACCGCUCUUAUUUAUGAAAAGUGAAACUUUUCAGUUGCUUUUGUGCUUCAGCUCCUCAGUGUCCUUCCUGAUAUUAAGCUAAUGUUACAAAAUCGCCUUUCUUGUUUUAUACACACCAUUGAUUGGUCAGGAGAAAAGCUGUAGAUAUUUGCUCAGUUUUAUCACAGCUGGUUACAAUCCAAGACUUGUGUGAAUUGUCUCUUUCUAUCCACAACAACAUGAGCAUGUGACAUGCAAAAACUGGUCCUCUACGGCUAUUGUUUUUUUGUUUUUGUUUUUCUUUGGUCUUUGUGCUUGGACCACUUGAGGUGGGUUGCCCUCAAGUCUAUUUAGGAUAUUUGUAUUAUAUAUUUGUAACCAGCUUAUGCAAAUAUUUAACUUUUUGAAACAUGUUUGACUGUUCAGUUUGCAAUAUAAAACAUUUUAUGUAAAUAAAUUUUUUAAAACAAGA
This is a messenger RNA of Onychostoma macrolepis, 2216 nucleotides long. It is a transcript of the gene cldn7b, whose product is annotated as claudin 7b. Bases 224 to 853 code for a protein of 209 amino acids. The record is from RefSeq and is a predicted model, not a curated record. The transcript has 4 exons. Gene Ontology annotation, molecular function: structural molecule activity. Gene Ontology annotation, biological process: bicellular tight junction assembly; cell adhesion. Lineage: Eukaryota; Metazoa; Chordata; Actinopteri; Cypriniformes; Cyprinidae. Gene Ontology annotation, cellular component: bicellular tight junction; plasma membrane.